CCGAACACACGACAUGUUCACCGAGGGGUCGAUUCCCACGAGCGGACGGAAGGCGUCGCGCUGAGGAACGUCUACCAGAUGUUGGACGUGAAGCUGCUGGUGCUGCUGGCCGCCGUGUGUCUUCUCCUCCGGGUCUCGGGCCAGCGCCUCGAGGCCCGGGCCCGGCUGAAGGCGGCGCCGCCACCCCGUCUGGUCUGCAGCGUGCCCGGGGCGCCGGGCUCCGCCGGCCGGCCCGGGCCCGGUGGGCCACCGGGGACGGACGGGAACGUCGGCGUCCCGGGAAGAGACGGCCGAGACGGCAGGAAGGGAGAGCGAGCAGAGAAGGGAGGCGAAGGUGUGAAGGGCAAAGUCGGCCCGACGGGGAAGAUCGGAGGCCGAGGCGACCGCGGCCCCGCCGGCAAACGAGGCCCCGGGGGGCCGGGCGGCGUCGUGGGCCCCCCCGGGACACCCGGCGGCGCCGGAGACAAAGGGGACCGGGGCCAGAGGGGACCACGCGGGACCGCGGGAACCUGCAAGUGCGGCACCCUGCUGCCCAAGUCGGCCUUCUCGGUGGGCAUCACCAGCAGCUACCCGGCGGAGAAGACCCCCAUCAAGUUCAACAAGGUGCUGUUCGACGAGGGCGGGCACUACAGCCCGCUGACGGGCAAGUUCCUGUGCGCCUACCCGGGCAUCUACUACUUCUCCUACGACAUCACGCUGGCCAACAAGCACCUGGCCAUCGCGCUGGUGCACAACGGGGAGUACCGCAUCAAGACCUACGACGCCAACACGGGGAACCACGACGUGGCGUCCGGGGCCACCGCCAUCUUCCUGAACCCGGAGGACGAAGUUUGGCUGGAGAUCUUCUUCCACGACCAGAACGGCCUGUUCAGCGACCCCGCCUGGUCCGACAGCCUGUUCUCCGGCUUCCUGCUCUACGCCGACACAAACUACUUCGACACGCUGGCAGAGGAGUACUCAUAAACACACUCUGCUCGUCACUGUUUUGAGUCUUUAUUCAACAUGUGGUCAAACUAUAUUUGUAUACAUCUGUGUGUCCCGGUAGUUAUGUUUAUUGAUAUAGAGACCUAUCUACUGAUUUUAAAUUAUAUUAUUUGAUUGAGCUAGAAGACGUUUCUUAUGUAUUUGUUUUGGAGUUGGAUCACUAAUAACUUGAAUAAACAUCGUCGACAGCUA
Molecule: messenger RNA, 1176 nt
Organism: Pseudoliparis swirei
Lineage: Eukaryota; Metazoa; Chordata; Actinopteri; Perciformes; Liparidae
Product: complement C1q tumor necrosis factor-related protein 7
Exons: 3
Coding region: 79-963 (294 amino acids)
Molecular function (GO): protein binding
Source: RefSeq, a predicted model, not a curated record